This is a messenger RNA of Vicugna pacos (alpaca), 1452 nucleotides long. RefSeq names its product zDHHC palmitoyltransferase 19 (gene ZDHHC19). Gene Ontology annotation, cellular component: endoplasmic reticulum; Golgi apparatus. Gene Ontology annotation, molecular function: protein-cysteine S-palmitoyltransferase activity. Gene Ontology annotation, biological process: peptidyl-L-cysteine S-palmitoylation; protein targeting to membrane. NCBI's taxonomy places the organism in Eukaryota, Metazoa, Chordata, Mammalia, Artiodactyla, Camelidae. The record is from RefSeq and is a predicted model, not a curated record.
UUUUGUAAUAACAAAAAGGAAAAAAAUUGGAGAUAGAGCAAUGCGCAUUGUGUGCUUCAAUUAGCAGCAAGCCUGAAAGGGUGAGUAGAAUCACCUUCUCCCCAUGGGUUUCUCCAAUCUCACGAGGUCUCAAAGCCAACCUCUCAGGGGCAGGACCUCUCAGUCCCCAGCACAAGCAGGGUGGGGGGAGGUUGCUGUCGGACAGGACAGUCACAGGCUCCAGACUGUUCAGCGGAAGAGUUCCUAGCCCCCAUUCUCCUUGGCUUCUGUGAUGUCACACUGGGACUGCUUUCCUUCCACCCUGGGCUGUGGCUUCCAAGGCUGCUGUGACCAUGAGGCUCCUGGAGCCAGCAGAGGGGAGGGAGCCUGGAGGCUCUGAUCGCCCCUGGGGGGCACAGGAGGUCCAGCCAUGCUGCUCUUGAAGGAUGCCACACCCCACAUGAAAGAGAGCCAUCCCCUGCCUCAGGCCCCACUCCCCUGGAUCCUCCCAAGCCUGUUUGCUGCCUUCAAUGUAGUGCUGCUGGUCGUUUUAAGUGGCCUCUUCUUCGCAUUCCCUUGCAGGUGGCUGGCCCAGAACGGGGAAUGGGCCUUUCCCGUCAUCACAGGCUUCCUCUUUGUCAUCACCUUCUUCAGUCUUGUUUCUCUCAACUUCUCAGACCCUGGCAUCUUGCAUCAAGGCUCCAAUGAACAGGGUCCCAUGAUGGUGCAUGUGGUAUGGGUGAACCACAGGGCCUUCCGCCUGCAGUGGUGCCAAAAGUGCUGCUUCCACCGCCCUCCCCGGACCUACCACUGCCCCUGGUGCAACAUCUGUGUGGAGGACUUUGACCACCACUGCAAGUGGGUCAAUAACUGCAUCGGUCACCGCAACUUCCGCUUCUUCAUGCUGCUCGUCCUGUCCCUAUGCCUUUACUCGGGCACCAUUUUAGUCACCUGUCUGACCUUCCUGGUGCGCACGACCCACCUGCCGUUCUCCAUGGACAAGGCUAUCGCCAUCGUGGUGGCUGUACCCGCCGCCGGUUUCCUGGUGCCUCUCUUCCUGCUCCUGCUGAUCCAGGCCAUGUCGGUGAGCGCGGCCGAGCGUUCCUACGAAGGCAAGUGCCAACACCUGCAGGGAUACAACCCCUUCGACCAUGGCUGUGCCAGCAACUGGUAUUUAACAAUCUGUGCACCGCUAGGACCCAAGUACAUGGCCAAAGCUGUCUGGCUGCAGAGAGUGGAGAUGCCUGACUGGGUGCCCUUGCACAAUCCGCACAUCUCCGUGUGCCCUCCUGUGCUCAGUCCUAACCCUCCCUGGGCCUGGGUCUGGCUCCCAGCCCCAACCUCUGGGUCUUUACAAACCAGGGAAGGGUCCCCCAGGGAGUGGUGAGGCUGCAGCCCUCCAGGAGGUGAGGAGUGUGUGCCUGUGUGUGCCGGGAGGGGGCGUCUGCCCAUAGUACAGGUGUCGGGGACCCC